CCUUCAUCUUCUUCACACCUCCAAACCCUCGCUUCAGAUCUAUCUUCUCUGCGUUCUUCCUCUUUGUAUAGACAAACGUAAGUAUCUCUAUCACACCCUACGACCAGCAAUUUCUCCAUUUCUCCUAUUCAUUAUCAUCUUUCUCUAAAUUCCAGAUACUCUGUUCAUAUUUCUCAAGCCGAGUUUAGAAGUUAUUGCGAUGGCCGCCAUAGAAGUUCUUUACCCACAAGAUCCUUUGCAUAAUCGAUCGAAUCGUCGACACACUAGUCUUGUCAACGCUCAUAUGAAGCCCAAGAGGAAUCCCUCUUCUAACCCUAACCCUAUUUCCAGCCGUGGAACUGGGAAGUCAGAUCGGCGGAAGCGCAGCCCUCAGAAGAACGGAUCUACUGAUUCCUGUAACAGCGGGGGUCUCAAUCUCUCUAAUUCUCCGCCGGUGAAGAAGGCAGCGAUGAGUAAUUUGAUUAUGGGCCAGGUGAAGAUAUUGAAACGUGGUGAGACAUUGACUAAUACGGCGUCGUUAGUAGUAGAGUCGAAGAAGGCUGAGAUCGAGCCUUUUGCUGAUAGUCUGGAGAAAGAGCUUGUGCUGUCAACCAUUAGCAGGCUUGGACCCGAGCCUGAGAGGAUGCUGAACGAGAUUAAGAUCGGUGACUUUUAUGCUGGAUUAUCUGUUGCUACUCCGCCUCCGCCCAGUUCUCUUCCUUUGCCUUCCUUCACCAACAAAAACAUCCUCGGACAAAGAAACGGUGAUGCUACCAGUGAUAUACGGCGCUUUCUGAGGCUGAACAUGUGUUGAUUUUCAUUGUGAAGAUGGUUUCUGUAGAUGGUUUAUGGAGAUCAUUCGCACUUGCAGUGAAGAUGAGGUGGUUCAGGUUGAAAGUUGGGUGAUUGCUUUGGUUUCGGGCAAAACUUCCCUUAUUUUUUCAAGGGGAAGGCCGAAUCAGAAUUGCAAUUCACUCAAGUCUCCAUCCAUGAAAAUUUCGCUCUCUACUUCUACAUUACGAGUCAGAAGAAGGCUACUAUUUAUUGUUCCUGUUUGGUUUGGUAAAUUGUUCGAAUUAAAUCAAUAGCUAUCGGUAGUUGAAGUUAAGGUCUUUCUUAUUACUACGUAUUAUCUUAAGUGUUGGGUAAAUGUUGGAAUAAUAAGUACAACUGACUUGUUGGUUGUAUUUUAGGAGUUGUUGUUGUCUUGCGUUGGGGAUAUGAUGCCCUCCACAUAGUAGUUAUGCAUCGUUUAUAAUGUCA
Cuscuta epithymum is the source of this 1242-nucleotide messenger RNA. The record is from the annotation of a GenBank genome assembly. NCBI's taxonomy places the organism in Eukaryota, Viridiplantae, Streptophyta, Magnoliopsida, Solanales, Convolvulaceae.